ACGUAAGAUUAUAGACUUCAUUUAUAUUCACAUUAUUCAUAGUGACGUACAGUUAGUUACAAACAUUUUGUCGAGUUAACACGGUAAACGAAUUUCCCCCAAAGAAAGACAAAAUGAAAGUGUUAUUAGGACUAUGUUUAUUUUCUCUUGCUGUAUGCCAUGUGUCGGCUCUGGAAUGCUACAACUGUAUCAUGGGUUGUAAUGAUGAAUUCAAGGCUGAAGGUGUUUCCAAGGACACUUGCACUGGUUCGUGCAUGAAGACUAAAACAGAUGGGAAUGUAAUUAGAAACUGCCUGCCAAUCAUAAAGAAGGACGAAUGCGAGGAAAAGGACGGUGUCAGUGUGUGCGUCUGUACGUCAAACUUGUGUAACACAGCCACGAUUGAAACCAUGUCCACCUUUGCUGUCAUCACGACCUUCGCGUGUGUCUUUCUAAAUACCUUCAGAAAUAUCUUCUAAUAUUGCUAAUAGGAACUAUAUCAUGUACACAUGUACACUUAUAUUAACGUUUUAUUUUCUCUUUUUUAAAAAGCCAAACACCCAUUUUUUGUCAUGAUUCAAUUAUUAUGUUGAAUACUAGUAUAUGACUGUAUAAAAGGAUACUACGAAAGACCGGUGCGGACAUUUCAACUUCAUGAAUUACCGAUUGCAUCUUAGUGAAUCAACAAUUUUAACUUAGUAAAUUCACGUUUUCAACAUACGGAAUUCACGAAUUUGAAAUCUUGAAUUCAUGAAGUUGAAAACGUGAAUUCACGAAGUUGAAGUCGUUAAGUUCAAAACGUGAAUUCAAUGAUAUGAAUUCGUGAAAGCAUGAACUCGUGAGUUCGUGAAAAUGAAAUCGUGAGUUCGUGAAAAUGAAUCAUGAAGAUGAAAUCGUGAAUUCAUGAAGCUGAAGUCGUGAAAUCUGUAUGUUGAAAUCGUGAUUUCGUAAAGACAAACCCGAUAAUACAAGACGUUGAAAUGUAACCACAGGUCUUUUAUAGGAAACACUCUGUAAGAUAAAUCCAUUUCAUGUUCCACUAAAUGUUAUUAUUUGUCUCUAAAAAGCAUUGUGCAUAUUAACAUUGCGUCCCUUAAGUGCCGCUUGGAAUUUUAAAUUGAACAAGCACUGUACAUACUGUGACGUCAUUUUCAUUCAUAGUAUGACGUUAAUGUAUGACUGAGUCUCGACGUUUGCCUUACAAUGUUACAAAAUUUGUGUGAUUUGGCUGUGGUUCUCUUAGCAUUAUGGUAAGAUAGAGGAUAUAUGUUUGUUUUGCAUGUAAGAUCGAAAUACAUGUAUAUUAGGCUGAGUAGAUACCAGAUGCAAUAUAAUUAUUCACGAGUGGCGUAGUUUUUAUGUACACAUGUAUAUAAUCUUGAGUGUGUGUUUUAGUGGGUGAAAAUAUAGUUCAGUUUUACAUGCAAAACAAACAAAUUUUCUAUUUAUUUCAUGUUUCUUUAAAAUAGGUCAUUUUCACUUUUGUUGGACCGCGUGACGUCGUGCGUUCUACAUCAUGACGUCAUCAUGUAUCAAUUCUGUAAAAUUUCUCGAAUUUUCUUACAAUUCUAACAAUGCACUAUGCAGUUAUUUACUAGCUUCUCCUAAAGAAUUUACAUACAGCGGAAUGUAUUCCUGUUGAUAAUUCCAUUUACAUGUAGUUACGAAAUAUUAUUUUUAAUCCCAUUCAAAAAUAGUCCGGCUACAGUAAAAAAUAUCAAAUAUCAUUUCACUGUAAAAAAUAAUGAAAUGUAAUUUCACUUUCCAAUGCAAAGCAUGUAUAUAUAAUAAUAUAUGUGUCUGUACUGUAAUAUGUAAAAAACAAUUUUAUAUCACUGAGUUUUGCAUGAGUAUAUGGUAUAACUACAUGUUGUUUUUCCAACUCAUAUAAUAAAUGAUAGAACACUG
Messenger RNA from Ruditapes philippinarum (Manila clam), 1887 nucleotides. RefSeq lists its product as uncharacterized. The transcript has 3 exons. Lineage: Eukaryota; Metazoa; Mollusca; Bivalvia; Venerida; Veneridae. Bases 114 to 458 code for a protein of 114 amino acids. The record is from RefSeq and is a predicted model, not a curated record.